This is a messenger RNA of Salvelinus namaycush (lake trout), 2140 nucleotides long. RefSeq names its product rho GTPase-activating protein 26-like. Gene Ontology annotation, biological process: signal transduction. The coding region runs from base 452 to 2140 and encodes 562 amino acids. The transcript is spliced from 16 exons. The record is from RefSeq and is a predicted model, not a curated record. Gene Ontology annotation, cellular component: cytoplasm. Gene Ontology annotation, molecular function: protein binding; GTPase activator activity. Lineage: Eukaryota; Metazoa; Chordata; Actinopteri; Salmoniformes; Salmonidae.
AUGGAACGAACACCAACGCUUGAGAGAAAGCUCUGCAUUUAAAACGCCCAGAGAAGAAUCAGCAACUACCGUACCUCGUUUUUUCUUUCAUCUUCCUCCUAUUUUCCUUACCAGUACGGCGUUGUCAUGACGAAUGCACAGGUUGCCUGGGAUCGUUGACUGCCAAUAAGUGAAUAUUCUUUCAGUACUUCCCUCCUAUACAAGCACAGUUUUUUUCGCGUGCGAUUUUUUGGGGGAUACCGUUUGGAUCCUAGGCUAAAAUAAACCAGAUCCACGUUUGCCCGCCUGCAUGUUGUCAGCAAGAUUAUUGCGUUGGCUAUGUAGUGUAAUGUAGACAGGUAUCUGCAUAGUGUUAAUCUCUGUGUUCCGCUACCUUCUUAAGUGGAUUGCACAUCACCAGUCAACGAUUUCUUCCUCCUCCGACCUCGGGUGCUGUGGACUCAGAGGAAACAUGGGACUGCCUGCUCUGGAGUUUAGUGAUUGCUAUCUGGACAGUCCACAGUUCCGAGACAGAUUAAAGUCUCACGAACUGGAACUGGACAAAACCAACAAAUUCAUCAAAGAACUAAUCAAAGAUGGGAAGGCGCUCAUCCAAGCAUUGAAAAAUCUGUCCACGGCCAAGAGGAAAUUUGCAGAGUCUCUCAACGAGUUUAAGUUCCAGUGCAUAGGAGACGCAGAAACGGAUGACGAGAUAUGUAUUGCAAAGUCUCUACAGGAGUUUGCUGGAGUGUUGCAGAACCUGGAGGAUGAGAGAACACGGAUGAUUGAAAAUGCCAAUGAUGUGCUGAUCAUGCCGCUGGAGCGCUUCAGGAAGGAGCAGAUCAGUGCUGCCAAGGAAGCCAAGAAGAAAUACGACAAAGAGACAGAGAAGUACUGUGCUGUACUGGAGAAGCACCUGAGUCUAUCAGCAAAGAAGAAAGAAGCACAUCUCCAUGAAGCAGACAGUCAGGUGGACCACGUGCGGCAGCAUUUCUAUGAGGUGUCUCUGGAGUACGUGUUCAAGGUGCAGGAAGUCCAGGAGAGGAAGAUGUUUGACUUUGUAGAGCCGUUGCUGGCAUUCCUUCAGGGGCUGUUUACUUACUACCAUCAUGGGUACGAACUGGCCAAAGACUUCAACCACUUCAAGACAGACCUCACCAUCAGCAUUCAGAAUACGCGGAACCGUUUUGAAAGCACCCGGUCUGAGGUGGAGUGUCUGAUGAGGAAGAUGAAGGAGAACCCCCAUGAACACAAGAGCAUCAGCCAUGACACCAUGGAGGGAUACCUGUUUGUACAGGAGAAACGUUCUUUUGUGUCAACCUGGGUCAAGUACUACUGCACCUACCAUCGAGAGCCCAAACGAGUCACCAUGGUCCUGUUUGACCAGAAGUCUGGAGGCAAAGUGGGAGAGGAGGAGAGCUUCACUCUGAAGUCCUGCACAAGGCGGAAGACGGACUCUAUAGAGAAGAGGUUCUGUUUUGAUGUGGAGGGCGUAGACAGGUCGGGGGUGAUCACCAUGCAGGCUCUAUCGGAGGAAGACCGUAGGCUGUGGAUGGAGGCAAUGGAUGGGAGAGAACCGGUCUAUAACUUAAACAGAGACAGCCAGAGUGAAGGCAUGGUCCAGCUGGACGUGGUUGGCUUCAACGUUGUGAAGAAGUUCAUCUAUGCUGUGGAGACCAGAGGCAUCGAUGAGCAGGGUCUGUACAGGAUUGUUGGGGUGAACUCCAGAGUACAGAACCUACUGGGUCUUGCCAUGGAUCCUAAAACCUGUGCUGACGUGGAGCUGGACAGUACAGAAUGGGAGAUCAAGACCAUCACCAGUGCAAUCAAGUUCUACCUCAGGUACGGUACUGUGAAGUUCUACCUCAGGUACGGUACUGUGAAGUUCUACCUCAGGUACGGUACUGUGAAGUUCUACCUCAGGUACGGUACUGUGAAGUUCUACCUCAGGUACGGUACUGUGAUGUUCUACCUCAAGUACGGUACUGUGAAGUUCUACCUCAGGUACGGUACUGUGAAGUUCUACCUCAGGUACGGUACUGUGAAGUUCUACCUCAGGUACGGUACUGUGAAGUUCUACCUCAGGUACGGUACUGUGAAGUUCUACCUCAGGUACGGUACUGUGAAGUUCUACCUCAGGUCCAGUCCUGGAGAUGACUGA